AAUCAAGUGUGAUGAUUGUGAAAGAAGUCAAUCUUUUUCCUGGGGAUUAGGAUCAAAACCCAUAACCUUUUGUAAUCAGCUGCUAUGCUAUGACGAGGAAUCAAGUGUGAAUUUUGACAAACCAAAGUAAAUCUUUUACCUGGGAAACCUAGCAUCUUGUUAUUAUCAGCCUUGCUAUGGAGAGAUAUGAGGAUCACAGGAACAGAUCAGAUGCACAGAUCAUAAAAUGUGAACUUAACUUAAUAAACAUGUCCAACUUAUCUUCAAUUGUGUCACAUAUGCAAAAUUAUUCAGGAAACCCCCCAAAUAGAUACAAUCAAGGAAAUAGAUGAACUGGAUGUGACAAGGUGUUAGAACAAAUGAAUAAUGUAAUAUAAUCAAACAGACUUGGAAUAUACAGGAGAGACAUCACAUUGUUUUAUUUGUGAUUAAGGAUUUUUCAGACACUUCACCCAAAAAGACAUAUUAAGACUUCUACUUGUUAAUCAUUACACAAGAGUGAUGUCUAUUUCAAGUCAAGGUCUGGUUUUAGUGAAAAAAAUACAUGAAGUCUCAUUUCCAGAUACGGAAUGUAUGGAGGACAAGCCAUACGAUUGUGUUGAGAAGGCUAAAGGCGUUGUAAAGGUAAAUGCAAGUACAGUAGUUAAGAGAGAUAGGAUUACAUUUACAGGAAAUAAGACAUAUAGGUGUGAUUUCUGUGGAAAAGUAUUUACAUUGCGAUUGAACCUAAAAUUACACAUCAGGACACAUACAGGAGAGAAACCGUACAAGUGUGAUGUCUGUGGUAGGGGUUUCAGUGCUAAAGCAAAUCUGAAUAUACACUACAAAUCACAUACUGGAGAGAAGCCCUACAAGUGUGAUGUCUGUGGUACAGGAUUUAGUGUGACAUCUCAGCUAUUAGUACACCUCAGAAUACAUACGGGGGAAAACCCUUAUAAGUGUGAUAUUUGUGGUAGGAGGUUUAGUCGGACAGGUGACCUUUGGAUACACCUUAGGACACAUUCCAACGAUAAGUCAUACGAGUGUGAUGUCUGCGGUAAGGGAUUUAGUUUUGCAUCUGAGCUAUUAGUACACCUCAGAAUACACACUGGAGAAAAGUCCUAUCAGUGUGAUAUUUGUAGUGGGAGGUUUAAUCAGGCAGGUGACCUUCGGAAACACCUUAGGACACAUUCCAAGGAUAGACCAUACAAGUGUGAUGUCUGUGGUAAGGGAUUCGGUCAUAAAUGUAUCUUAAAGACCCAUCUCUGGACACAUACAGAGGAGAAACCAUUCAAGUGUAAUCUCUGUGAUCAGGGUUUUAUUCAGCCGGGCAACCUAAAGAAACAUCUGAAGUCAAGACAUACAGGUGAGAAGCCUCACAAAUGUGAUUCCUGUGGAGAAAGAUUUUCUCAGCUGGGUAACCUACAUGUACACCUCAGGACGCAUAAAGGAGAGAAACCCUACAAGUGUGAUAUCUGUGAUAAGGGGUUUUGUGUGGCAUCUCGCCUACCAAUACACCACAGAAUACAUGCUAAAGAAACGCCCUAUAAUUGUGAUAUUUGUGGUAAGAGGUUUAGUGGGAAAAGUGACCUUCAGAUACACCUUAGGACACAUCCCCAAGACAAGCCAUACAAGUGUGAUUCAAGUGGUAAGGAGAUUGGUCAGAAACCCAGCUUAAAGUUUCACCUCUGGACACCGACAGAGGAGCAUCUAUUCAGGUGUGAUUUCUGUGAUAAGCGGUUUGCUCGGAUAGGUAGCCUAAAUGUUCAUCUGACGACCAAACAUGCAGAGGAAAAGCCGCAUAAGUGUGAUGUCUGUGGGACAGGCUUUUCUGUGUUGCAAAGUCUGGAAAAGCACCUCAGGACACAUGCAGGAGUGAAGCCAUACAAUUGUAAACUCUGUGAUAAGGUGUUUAGUAGGAAAAGUCACCUAAAUAGACAUUUGAGGACCAAACAUACAACAGAAGAAAAGCCACACACGUGCGACGUCUGUGGAACGGGGUUUUCUGUGUUACAAAGUCUUAAAGAGCACCUCAGGACGCAUGCAGAAGAACAGCCGCACAAGUGUGAUGUCUGUGGUAGCGAGUUUUCUGCAAUACUAAGUCUAAAAGAGCACCUCAAGACACACUCUAUAGAUAUACAGAAGCCAUACAAGUGUGAGCUCUGUGGUAAAGCAUUUACUCAGAGCGGUUCCUUAAAGUGCCAUCUCAUGAUACAUACAGGAGAAAGGCCUCAUAAGUGUGAUAUCUGUGGAAAAGGGUUUAUCAUAAAAAAAGAGCUUCAGAAUCACAUCAGGACACAUACAGGAGACAAACCAUACAUGUGUGAUGUCUGUGGUAAGGGGUUUACUCAGUUAGGAUCCCGAAAUAAACACCUCAAGUCAAAACAUAUGAAAGAGAUGAACUGCAAAUGUGAUAUCUGCUUUAAGGAGUUCAGUUGCCCUGCAUACCUACAGAAACAUUCCCAGGUACAUGCAGGAAAGCCCCAUAUUUGUGAUGUCUGUGGUAAAGGGUUUAGUAGACAAAGUGGCUUAAAGGCUCACCUUAAGUCACAUACUGGAGAAAAGACACACAUAUGUGAUGUUUGUGGAAAGAGGUUAGCAUCUUACAGUAGCUUACAUAAACACACCAGGAUACAUACAGGAGAGAAGACUUGUGAUGUCUGUGGUAAGGCAUUUGGAGACGCAACUUGCCUAAAAAGUCACCUACUGACACAUACAACAGAGAUGCCAUACAAGUGUGAUGUCUGUGGAAAGAGAUUUAAACUUUCACCUUGGUUAAAGGUGCACCUCAGAACUCACACAAGAGAGAAGCCAUACAAGUGUGAUAUCUGUGGUAAAGGGUUAAGUGCGGCUAGUUACCUUAAGAAGCACCGCAUGAAACAUAAUGUACCGUGUAGGCUGUGAAAGGUUUCAACCAAUGCAAAAAUGAUGAUCAUUAGCAGGCGACGCGCUAGUACUAAUAAUGAAACCAGGCCUCCUCUGCCCCGGCCGGGUAUUAAAUCAAUCCCAUGCCUUGUAAUGGAGCAAUCCAAGUGUGAGUCACAAUGGGGCGAUUUCAAAAUUAAUUAGCAGCACAUUGGUCCGCAUCCAUAAAUAGGGUUGUAGUAUGAACUAUUUCUGUUGAUAUCCUGUAUAACUUAAGUUAAACUCUGCCUAAAAUGUCGUUAAAUUAUCAAGUAAAUGUAGCAAGAGCAAUUGAAAUCUGAAUUGUCCGCCAUGUUGGAAAGUUCGUCUCUCUUCCGAUAUAGGUCAUCAGUCGUCUUAAUAUGGGUGACAUGAUCACCCAAUAAGGAAAUUGUAGUAAACAUGGCAGCACCAGUAGUAAUACUAUUGGCCAUAUAUAGAAAGAAUAAUUGAGACAACAUCACGCUUGAUCUGUCAUGGCGAUCGUUUCUAUUCUUUUCCCCAAGAUGGACUUGGUUAAUUUGUGAAAGAGUUUUUUUCUUUGGUAAGGAUUCAAUUUUGCAAUAUUUUGAUAUUAUAACAUUAUACUCAUAUGAGGCGUGAAUUAUAUGUAAUCUUACAGAUUAACACUUUUGAUUUUGCUCCAUUAGUUGGCAUAGGACCGUUUUGUAAGCUCUGACGACGCAAUAUAUAAAAAAAAAAAUCACAUCGUCAGAAAGCUAUGUUAUCGCAGCUAGCGACAUGCAAAGGAGAGACAACGAGUCGAUCGAUCGACGAUCAAUAAUACUUUCGACAAUUAACAAUCUGAUGCAAUUUCGUUUUAGACAAGAUUCUUGUUUGACAUUAAUUGAGGAAUGAUUACUAUCAUUAAAGGACUAUGCACCAAUACCAUAUUUUUAUGUAUAACAAUAUAUAUAAAUAUAACAGGAAGCGUAAACAUACAAAAAGUGAUGUCUAACAUCAUUUUGAGAAGCACGUAUAUAUACUAAAUGGCAUGAUCAUAUUUGAUUAUUUUAGCUCAUCUGGCACGAAGUGCUAACUGAGCUUAUGGUAUGUUGUGUUGUCCGUCGUUCGUCAAAUUUUUCUUUGAAUGACUUCUUCUUGAAAGCUGGAUGACCUAGGGCCAUGAUAUUUACA
Mizuhopecten yessoensis (Yesso scallop) is the source of this 4020-nucleotide messenger RNA. Its product is annotated as zinc finger protein 845-like. The record is from RefSeq and is a predicted model, not a curated record. NCBI's taxonomy places the organism in Eukaryota, Metazoa, Mollusca, Bivalvia, Pectinida, Pectinidae. Gene Ontology annotation, biological process: regulation of transcription by RNA polymerase II. Bases 502 to 2883 code for a protein of 793 amino acids. The transcript has 2 exons. Gene Ontology annotation, cellular component: nucleus. Gene Ontology annotation, molecular function: DNA-binding transcription activator activity, RNA polymerase II-specific; RNA polymerase II cis-regulatory region sequence-specific DNA binding.